UUUACGAUUAAAUCUGUCACAUGUGGAGAAAAAAAACAUUGAUCUGAAGAAACUGCUCAUGCGCGAGAAACAUCAAAACAAGCACAAAGCCAGCUGUCAAAUCGUUGCAACAGCGGUGAACAUUACACAAAAUGUGUUACUAGGCUUUUAGUAUCUUCUAUUGGAGACCGGAUGUGGUGAUCAAAGCGUUUAUUUAUUUACCAGAUAGAUCACAUCCACCCGGCGCAGAGUUGACCCUCUGACUCACUGUGUCACUGUCUCGGUCAUGGACACAGGUUCAGUAGCAGGUAGGACCAGUUCGGUCUCCAAAGAGAUGGAGGGGAUAUGUGUCAUGCCAGAUAUGAGUAACAUCAAGUCGGAACACCCGGGUGGGAGUGUGGACGACACAGGUGCACAGAACGUGGCCAUGGGGAUCAAGUUCAUCCUGCCCAACCGCUUUGAUAUGAACGUGUGCUCAAGGUUCGUCAAGUCGCUCAACGAGGAGGACAGCAAAAACAUCCAGGACCAGGUCAAUUCCGACUUGGAGGUGGCGUCUGUUUUAUUUAAAGCCGAGUGUAAUAUUCAGACGUCGCCCUCACCAGGAAUACAAGUGCGUCAUGUUUACACCCCAUCCACCACCAAACACUUCUCCCCCAUCAAACAGUCGACAACACUCACCAACAAGCACCGUGGAAACGAGGUGUCCUCCACUCCUCUUCUGGUCCACUCCCUGUCCAUUCACCAGCUGGCAGCACAGGGAGAAAUGGUUUUCUUGGCCAGCAGGAUUGAACAAGAGACAGUGAUUAACCUGCAGGAUGAGGAAGGCUUCACCCCCCUGAUGUGGGCCGCAGCACACGGACAGAUAGCUGUCGUAGAGUUCCUGCUCCAGAACGGAGCGGACCCCAACCUGUUGGCGAAAGGCAGAGAGAGUGCUCUGUCUCUGGCCUGCAGCAAGGGAUACACAGACAUCGUGAAGAUGCUCAUCGACUGUGGGGUGGAUGUCAAUGAAUAUGACUGGAACGGAGGGGUUCCCGUACUCUACGCCGUCCAUGGAAACCAUUUGCGUUGUGUGGAAAUUCUCCUAGAAAGUGGCGCCGACCCCACCGUUGAGUCUGACUCUGGCUUCAACGCUAUGGAUAUGGCUGUGGCAAUGGGCCAUAGGAAUGUUCAACAGGUGAUGGAGGCCCACCUACUGAAGCUGCUGAUGGGGAUCAGAGAGUAACCCACUAACCUGGGGCACAAGAGGAGGGACUGCCUGUGAAUGGAAAUACAGUGGACACCAUAAAGAAAAGAGAAAUAAGGCUGAGGACAAUUGUGGAUCAUGUUUGAGACUGUUAUCUGUUAAGGUGAAGCACAGGUGGGAAUGGUUUUGAUGAAGCAUGUGAGUAUUUAUGGAGACAUGCAACUCAAAUGUGUCAGUUUCAGGCCACGGUUUUGGUUUUCUUUGAGUUUAGUUUGUUACAAUGUAAAUAAGUUUUGAGCCAAAUGCUAAUGUAAGAAAGUAGUGCUUAAACCCAAACGUCUGCUCUAAUCAUGCAUUGAUAUCAAUGGAAGAUUUUUGUGAAAGUUUAAGUGCACACUUUUCAUUUGAGAAUUUUGCUCAAGUAACGGGUAAACACUAUAAAGUUGGGAUGAAAUUAAGUAGAUCAAAUGGAUUGCUUUGGGGAAAAUGUGUGGAUGCUUCUGUAGGUAGGAUGUUUUAAUUUGUUUUUGUUUAUGACUGACUUACAUUGGAGGAAAUGGGUUGUUUUCAAUCAAAAUGGUAAAAAAGAAACAGCUUAACAAGAGCACUUUCUCAAGCAAAAAUGUUGCUAGGACUGUCUGGGAGUGGUCUAAGUGGAGAGGGGAAACUAACUGUUAUUGGCAGAGGUUUGGAACUACUUCUUAUUGCUCCAUUAAUGGAUUUACCGCCUGGUGAUGUCAUAGGCAGGCAAAAACUCCAACCCACCAAAACAGGCUGAAGUUUCAGGUAGUCUUUUCAAACAACUCUUACACUACAAUUGCAUAAUUUUCACAGUAUUAUUCCAACCUCAAUGUGGAAAGAUAUAUUAAACACAGGAAAAUCAUGUUUUUGCCUGCACUGGGCCUUUAAGCCUUUAACAUACCAUCCAAGGGUAAAUGAGUGUUCAAAAUAUUGCUGGUGCUGCUUUUUUGGUAUUGUAAAUAAAGUUUUUUUUUUUUUUUAAUCACUUUUCAUUAACAUUGUAAACCAUCUUGAGAGGGAUAAUCCACCCCUGUCAAUUUGGUGAAAUCUUAUGUUCUAUCAAUGGGUAAAAUUACUUUCCCCGUGAUUUAACUUCUAACUGGUCUGUGUGAAAUCAGGAAAUAGUGUAGUAAUGCAUCAUAGCUACAAUAAAGACAGUACAGUAAGAAGAUGGGCAGAAACUGGUUCUCCGAUAAAAUCCUUGAUACCACUUGGCUAGCUAAGCUCAUGCGCAGAAACACGUUAUUGGGUUGUGCCUCGCGCAAGUGCAUGCCGUCAAGUCAAAGGCACUCAAAUACAUUUGUAUUGGGUCACAUGCACAUAAUGCUUGUGUUCAUAACUCCAGUGCAGUAGUAUCUAACAAAACAAAGUUGCUUAGGAGCUAGAAGCAGAGCUGCCAUGUCUGUCGUGAUCUCCAUCGAUAUAAAGUUGUUUUUUAAGAAAAUGAAAACAUGUCAUUUUGUCACUUUACCGAGGUUGGGGUAAUAAAAUGUUCAAAUACUUAGGC
This is a messenger RNA of Salmo salar (Atlantic salmon), 2690 nucleotides long. RefSeq names its product ankyrin repeat family A protein 2. NCBI's taxonomy places the organism in Eukaryota, Metazoa, Chordata, Actinopteri, Salmoniformes, Salmonidae. Gene Ontology annotation, molecular function: protein binding. Gene Ontology annotation, cellular component: nucleus. Gene Ontology annotation, biological process: regulation of gene expression. The record is from RefSeq and is a predicted model, not a curated record.